Molecule: messenger RNA, 2214 nt
Organism: Arabidopsis thaliana (thale cress)
Lineage: Eukaryota; Viridiplantae; Streptophyta; Magnoliopsida; Brassicales; Brassicaceae
Gene: PMR6
Product: Pectin lyase-like superfamily protein
Exons: 4
Coding region: 527-2032 (501 amino acids)
Biological process (GO): pectin catabolic process
Cellular component (GO): plasma membrane
Molecular function (GO): pectate lyase activity
Source: RefSeq, marked reviewed
CACACUGGCCACUGACCCACUCAUCAAAGCGUUCGGCGUCCAUUUAAUUUAGGUGUUUAAUUACCAUAAACGAUGGGCCUGGUUAUGGGCCUAACUUUUAUGUUAUACGCCCAUUUAACUUGGGUGUUUAAUUACAAACUUGCUUUAGCGACGACUUUGACGAGAAAUGAGAGGCCCAAUAUAAAAUACGAGCUUGCUUACCAAAAUUUGAGACCCAAAUAGUAAACCAAUCUCCUCCAGAAUGCAAGUGGACACAAAUCCCCAAGAGAAACAGAAUCAAAAUCUCAAGAAAACCUAUUAGCCCUGUUUCCAGCAAGAGGGCAGAGAAGCAGAGAGAGAGAGAGUGUGAGAGAGAAAGCAGCUUCUUCUUCUUCUCCUCCUCUUCUCCCUUAUGUGGAUUUCAAAUCCUUCUCUGCUACUCUCUCUUCACAUUUCUCUACCAACAUUCUUCUUCUGACACUCAACACACACACUGCAACUUCCACAGCUAAAUCUAGCAACACCAAGUCAAAAUCCGCCACUAACGAUGCUUCUUCAAAACUUCUCCAACACCAUUUUCCUUCUCUGCCUCUUCUUCACACUCCUCUCCGCCACUAAACCCCUAAAUCUCACUCUCCCUCACCAACACCCUUCCCCUGAUUCCGUCGCUCUCCAUGUCAUCAGGAGUGUAAAUGAAUCUCUUGCAAGAAGACAACUAAGCUCACCAUCAUCAUCCUCAUCAUCAUCAUCCUCCUCAUCAUCAUCCUCUUGCCGUACCGGAAACCCAAUCGACGAUUGCUGGAGAUGCAGCGACGCAGACUGGUCAACAAACCGACAAAGACUAGCAGACUGUUCAAUCGGCUUCGGACACGGCACACUCGGAGGCAAAAACGGCAAGAUCUACGUCGUAACUGACUCAUCCGACAACAACCCAACAAACCCAACACCAGGAACACUCCGUUACGGCGUAAUCCAAGAAGAGCCACUCUGGAUCGUCUUCUCUUCAAACAUGCUCAUCAGACUAAAACAAGAACUCAUCAUCAACAGCUACAAAACCUUAGAUGGUCGUGGCUCAGCCGUUCACAUUACCGGAAACGGUUGCUUAACUCUCCAAUACGUUCAACACAUCAUCAUCCACAACCUCCAUAUCUAUGACUGUAAACCUUCAGCUGGAUUCGAGAAACGUGGUAGAUCCGAUGGAGAUGGGAUCUCGAUCUUCGGAUCUCAGAAGAUCUGGGUUGAUCAUUGUUCAAUGAGUCAUUGCACCGACGGGCUAAUUGAUGCUGUGAUGGGUUCUACAGCUAUAACUAUAUCUAACAAUUACUUCACCCACCACGACGAGGUUAUGUUGUUGGGUCAUGAUGAUAACUAUGCUCCUGAUACGGGGAUGCAAGUGACGAUAGCGUUUAAUCAUUUCGGACAAGGGCUUGUUCAGAGGAUGCCUAGGUGUCGGAGAGGUUACAUUCAUGUAGUGAAUAAUGAUUUCACUGAGUGGAAAAUGUAUGCUAUUGGUGGUAGUGGUAAUCCCACCAUUAACAGUCAAGGAAAUCGUUACUCUGCUCCUUCUGAUCCUAGCGCCAAAGAGGUGACGAAGCGAGUGGACUCGAAGGACGAUGGUGAAUGGUCGAAUUGGAAUUGGAGAACAGAAGGGGAUUUGAUGGAGAAUGGAGCUUUCUUUGUGGCCUCUGGUGAAGGAAUGAGCUCAAUGUACUCUAAAGCUUCUAGUGUUGACCCUAAAGCUGCUUCUCUCGUAGACCAGCUCACUCGAAACGCUGGCGUUUUUGGCGGUCCCAGGGAUGAUCAAGGUCAGAGUGGCAAUUCUUACUCUCCUUAUGGAGGCGACGGCGGUGGCGGUGGGAGCAGCGGUGGGAGCAGCGGUGGAGGGAUGGACGUUAUGGGAGGUACGACGAGAGGAAGCAGCAGCAGCAGCGGCGAUGACAGCAAUGUCUUCCAGAUGAUAUUUGGAAGCGAUGCACCGUCUCGGCCGCGUUUAACGUUAUUGUUUUCUUUGUUAAUGAUUUCGGUUUUGUCGUUAUCAACUCUAUUAUUGUGACGAAUGGAUAACAAAUAGGAUUUGGACCGUUCAAUUGAUUGGUUUUUGGUGUAAAGUGUGGCUCUCUCUCCAUUAUUUUCUUUAAUUGUAGUUGGAUUGGCAACAAUACAAAACACUAAAAUGGGAUUGUCAAGGCAACGUCAAAGACGAACUUUGUCUCAUCCAAUCAAAUGCUUUGUUUC